GACAGCGACUAAAUGACUCGGCAUAAGCCACAGACUCAUAAGUACGAACAGUCCAUGUGCACUCCGGAACGGUCAACAACAAACUUCGAGUUCCUAACUCUCUCUUGGCCUCUGGAUUUCAACGUACCCCGUGAUGUGAAGCUGAAACAUUCCUUACUCUGUAGGUUCUGAAUAUUGAAGAGUUUUUAAAAGUAAAUAGAGCACCCCCCUCAUUCGAAGAGAACCAUGGUGCGCAACGUCGAUGAUCUGGACUUCUGCCUGCAGUCUCACCCACAGAGCAUCCUGGAGGGGCUGAAUUCCUUGCGCUCGCAGCCCAAGCUCUCCGACGUGACGCUGACUGUAGCGAGCCGUGAGUUCCACUGCCACCGCAGCGUGCUGGCGCUCUGCAGCCUCUACUUCCAUUCUAUGUUCUCAGGGAACUUCGUGGAGAGCAUUGCAGCCCGUGUGGAGCUGCAUGAUGUUGACCCUGAUGUGCUGGAUAGAAUCCUUGACUUCGCCUACACCGGCAAGCUAACCAUCAACCAGGACAACGUGGAGGGCCUUAUCUGCACCUCCAGCCAGCUGCAGUUUGUGACGGUCCGAAAAGCUUGCAGCCGCUACUUGCAGCAUCAGAUUAAUGCCACCAACUGCCUGGGAAUCCUGAAAUUCGGGGAGGUGCACGGCUGUCCAGAGGUGGUAGCCAAGGCCCAUGGCUUCCUUCUGGAGAACUUUGAGGCUGUGUCUCAAGGCGAGGAGUUCCUGCUGCUGGAGAAAGAGAGGCUGGCAGCCUACCUCAAGGAGGAGAGGCUCCAGAUGAGGGAGGAGAGGACCCGGGUAGAGGCAACCCUCCGCUGGGUGAGGCAUAGCGAGGAUACCAGGGCCACACAUCUGCCCAAGCUGCUGGGGCUGGUGCGUCUCUCCCUCCUCUCGCAGGAGUACAUCACAGAGACCCUACUAAAGGACAGGCUGAUCCUGGAGACACCCGCCUGCAGAGAGGCUGUGGAGAGGAACCGCAGAGGGACAGAGGUGGAGCCAGGAGCCCUUUCACAGGGAGGUGCCUGCUGUCCUCAACCCAGCCUGCAGGAGGUGCUGUUUGUGAUUGGUGGGCGCUCUGCAGAUGACUCGGAUGAUGAUGAGGAGGGGGAGGAGGAGGAGGGGCAGCCCAGGUCAGGCCACAGGAACGCUGCCUUCUACAACACCAAGACAAGGGAGUGGAAAAAGAUCCCAGAUUUUCCAGACUACAAUAAGUGGGGAUUCUCUGUGGUGUCUUUAAACAACAACGUGUAUGUGACAGGGGGCUCCAGAGGCUCUAGAACCAACACCUGGUCAACCACACAGACCUGGAAGUACGACUCGCAGCAGGGGAAGUGGAUGACGGUCGCCCCCAUGUUGAGGCCCCGGACCAACCACGCCUCUGCCGUGCUGAAUGGAGAAAUCUACGCCAUUGGGGGUACAACGUUUGAUUUUGUGGAGGUGGAACACUACGACCCAUACAAUGACAGCUGGUCUCUUACUAGUCCCACUUUGAAGUAUGUCAGUAAUUUCACUGCCACAGGCUGCAUGGGGAAGCUCUAUGUCAUUGGCUCCUGUGCGGUCAAAUACAAUGUUCUUGCUAUGCAGUGCUACAACCCAGUUAUAGAUGCAUGGAGCCUCAUUGCCUCCCCCUUCAUCCCUAAGUACCUCUCUGGCCCGUGCUCGGUUUCGCUGGAUGGGGUCAUCUACCUGAUCGGAGAUAACACCAAGAAGGUCUACAUGUACGACCCAGAUGCCAACAUGUGGCAGAAGGUGCAGCUGCUCCACAUGCUCCAUGAGAACGGAGGGAUGGUUGUCCUGGCCGGCAAGUUGUUUGUGACUGGCGGGCAUUGGAAAGGCUUGGAGGGGGAGUACCGCGUCGAGAUGGAGGUGUACGACCGCGGCCGCAAUGCCUGGCACAUGGAGAGCUCACUGCCGCGGCUCUGGCUCUACAGCGGCUCCUGCUCCAUCUUCCUGGAUGCUUCGCAGUGGGUGGAGCCGUUCCCUGUUGAUCAGACCUAGCGGGCCGUGACCGCACAGGAGCUCCACUUGCCAGACUGCUUCAACAACACCAACAGGGCUUCUUUUAAAGCUACUGUAUUUGUUUUUCUGAAAGGCAUCAAUCUCCUGGUGCAUUUUCAAAACUAGAAACAUUUUAAAUGAGGGCUUUUAAUUAAUAACCACAGCCUGCCUUUUUUUUAGGGAGUACUAGCACUCAAGGACAAACAGAACUGCUAUGUAAAGUACAAUUAGCAGCCAUUUACAUUAGGGAUCAUAGGGUGUAAUUAGCUCAAAUUAAUGGCAUGCAUAUAAUAGGGUGUAACAUAGUGUUCUGUAGUUUUCAUGCAAAUUAUCUGUGUGCAAGUACAAUUAAUGUGUCCUUUUUUGUAGACCUUACUAGAGACAUGAACUGUAUUAAUAACCUCCAUAUAAACAUAUUUGAAGAUCUUGAA
Polyodon spathula (Mississippi paddlefish) is the source of this 2444-nucleotide messenger RNA. RefSeq names its product kelch-like family member 30 (gene klhl30). The transcript is spliced from 8 exons. The record is from RefSeq and is a predicted model, not a curated record. NCBI's taxonomy places the organism in Eukaryota, Metazoa, Chordata, Actinopteri, Acipenseriformes, Polyodontidae. Gene Ontology annotation, molecular function: protein binding. The coding region runs from base 226 to 2013 and encodes 595 amino acids.